Molecule: messenger RNA, 310 nt
Organism: Paramecium sonneborni
Lineage: Eukaryota; Ciliophora; Oligohymenophorea; Peniculida; Parameciidae
Source: the annotation of a GenBank genome assembly
AUGCUAAACAAUCUACAAUCAUCUAAUCCUACAAAAAUCAAUAGUCUAAGAACAAAAAUAGUAAAUAUAUUAUCCUCAAUUACAUCUCCAUCCUUACACACCUCAAAAGAAUCUUAUAGAUUCUAAAACAAAGAGACACUUUUAUCCAUAAAAAUCAAAAUGAAUCAUAGAAAUUCAAAUUCCAAUAGAAGAAAUCAAGUCUAGUAUAAUUUUUAAUAGUAUUUCUCUUAGUUAUUCAUUCUAAAAAAAUUACAAGGAUUAAGCCUAUUAAAUUAAUUUCUUGGACAAAAUUGUCACUAUAAAAAUUUGA